Laetiporus sulphureus 93-53 is the source of this 618-nucleotide messenger RNA. RefSeq lists its product as uncharacterized. The transcript has a single exon. The record is from RefSeq and is a predicted model, not a curated record. The annotation marks the transcript as partial. Lineage: Eukaryota; Fungi; Basidiomycota; Agaricomycetes; Polyporales; Laetiporaceae.
AUGUGUAUCAACAGCUGCCUCGCAUUCACAGGGCCCUUCGAAAAUGACGAAGUGUGUCAUUAUUGUGAUGAGCCACAUUACGACAUGAAGAUUCUCCAUGCAAGUCACGGCAAGAAGAAGGUCGCUCGCCAAGAUUUCUAUACCAUCCCCCUCGGGCCCCAGCUCCAGGCUCUUUCAUGCUCUACUAAGGGCACCAUGAAUAUUCGGCAUGGUCACACACAACUUCGCACGAUAAUUGACGGGUUAAAGUCCACUAAUGGAGUGCUCGAGGAGUGGAGUGACAUAUACCAUGGUGAGCAGAUCAUCCAAGCCGUCAAACGCGGUGAAAUACAGGAACGUGACAUGAUUCUGAUGUUUUCGAUUGACGGUGCACAACUCUAUCGCUACAAGGCAUCAGACACCUGGAUAUAUAUCUGGGUGCUCUUUGAUUUGCCCCCAGAGUUGCGAUAUAAGAAGAAACAUGUUCUUUCCGGCGGCUUCAUUCCAGGCCCCAACAAACCAAAAAAUCUCGAUUCCUUUCUAUUUCCGGGUCUUCAUCAUGCUCAGACACUCAUGAAGCAUGGGUUUCACUUCUGGGAUGCCCUUGAUGGCAAGCUGUAUGAUUGCCGACCAUUUGUA